Messenger RNA from Parastagonospora nodorum SN15, 1605 nucleotides. RefSeq lists its product as hypothetical. The transcript has 3 exons. The record is from RefSeq and is a predicted model, not a curated record. Lineage: Eukaryota; Fungi; Ascomycota; Dothideomycetes; Pleosporales; Phaeosphaeriaceae. Gene Ontology annotation, molecular function: monooxygenase activity; oxidoreductase activity, acting on paired donors, with incorporation or reduction of molecular oxygen; heme binding. Bases 1 to 1605 code for a protein of 534 amino acids.
AUGGAGUUCUUGCUAAGCGCUCUGCGGUCGAUACUGACAUCGCCGCUCCUUCUCAUCUCGUCCAUCUUUGGACUGCUCUUUGCCUAUAUCUUCGCUAUAAUAAUCUACCGUCUCACAUUUCACCCACUUGCAAAAUACCCAGGACCUUUCCUCGCCAAAAUCACCGAUAUCUACCUAGCCUACUAUGCAUACAAAGGAAGCCGCCAUCUGGCUUUCCACCGUGCACACGUCCAGUAUGGACCUUAUGUACGCCUUGGACCCAAUUUACUCUCAGUCAACACUGCGACCGGUCUGAAAGCCAUUUAUGGCUUCCGCAGCAACGUACGAAAAGCGAGCUUCUAUGAAGCUUUCCCGAGCACACCAAAAGCGGUUAGUGUGCACUCUGCCAUCGACAAGAUGCAGCAUGCACGCAAGAGGAGAGUCAUGAGCCAUGCCUUCAGUGAUUCAGCGAUCAAGAGUUUGGAGAAGUAUAUUCUCGCGAACGUAAGAGUGGGAUGUGAGAUGCUUGCAAGGAGGUCUGAUGGCAGUGUUGAGAAGCGAGCGGAUGACAAAGGCUGGAAUACCCAAUGGAACGCAGCACACUGGUGCGAGUGGCUAGUUUUCGACAUCAUGGGUGACUUAGUCUUUGGCAAAGCAUUUGGCAUGCUAGAGAGUCCACGCAACAGAUUCGCAACACAGUUGGUGAGUAAUGCCGCGCACCGACAUCUCAUCUGUGGUACUCACCUCACCAUCCACAACUGGCAUCUUGACAAGCUCUUCUUCCGCAAGAUCGCUGGCCAGCGAGCACAAUACAUGCAAUACAGCAAGGCGCAAGCUAUGGAGCGAACCAAGCUUGGUCUUGACGUCGACCGCAAGGACUUUUUCUACUACCUCCUCAACGCCAAAGACCCCGAGACUGGCGCAGGUUUCAGCAUGGACGAGCUCUGGGGAGAGUCAAACCUGCUCAUCAUCGCUGGCUCAGAUACCACCUCAACCGCCAUGGCUGGCACGUUCUUCUAUCUUGCACACAACCCCAUCGCUAUGCAGAAGCUCUGCAAGGAGAUCCGCGAAAAGUUUUCAGACGUGGAGGAGAUCAUUACUGGACCGAAACUCGGUAGCUGCUCGUUCUUGAGGGCGUGUAUCGAUGAGACGAUGCGCAUGACACCUCCAGUGGCCGGCGCCCUACCCCGCCAAAUUCUCCCUGGCGGCAUGGAAAUCGACGGACACCACAUCCCCGCUGGCGUCGAUGUCGGCGUCCCCAUCUACGCAAUUCAUCACAACCCCGCGUGCUUUCCCCGUCCGUUCGACUACCUUCCUGAGCGCUGGCUCGCAGAUCCCUCGGCCAACCCUUUGCAUGAUCGUCUUCCAGAUGCACAAGCUGCGUUCAACCCUUUCAGCAUUGGACCGAGAGGUUGCAUUGGCAAGGGCCUGGCGUAUGUGGAGUUGACGGUUACGAUUGCGCGGGUCUUGUAUCUGUUCGAUAUGAGACUUGCUCCAGGCACGAGUUUGGGUGCUGGAGGUAAGGAUCUUGAGCCGGGUAGGACGAUGGCGAAUGAGUACCAAAUCAUGGACGUUUUUGCGAGUAAGAAAGAUGGACCCAUGCUGGAGUUUAGAGCUAGAGAGUAG